Messenger RNA from Nilaparvata lugens (brown planthopper), 3144 nucleotides. Its product is annotated as villin-1. Gene Ontology annotation, molecular function: phosphatidylinositol-4,5-bisphosphate binding; actin filament binding. The transcript is spliced from 15 exons. The coding region runs from base 93 to 2912 and encodes 939 amino acids. The record is from RefSeq and is a predicted model, not a curated record. NCBI's taxonomy places the organism in Eukaryota, Metazoa, Arthropoda, Insecta, Hemiptera, Delphacidae. Gene Ontology annotation, cellular component: actin cytoskeleton; cytoplasm. Gene Ontology annotation, biological process: cytoskeleton organization; actin filament severing; actin polymerization or depolymerization.
ACCACGCUUGCUACCGCUGUCACUGAGUCACUCUGUGGUGUGCCCCCUCCGCACCAUGACAGAAAAAAUCGUGCUCUUCCGAUUGCACCUGGAUGCUAUCAUGCUCUCUCCUCACUCACUCAUUCCCUGUCUCUCUUCUCCACAAUCCUCGAACACUCUCUAUCUACUCCACAAUCCUCGAAUCCUCACCGCUCAGUUCUUGGUUUCGGCGGUGCGAAGGCACCACAGUCCACAGUUGUGCUCCAAUAGUGGUUGCAGCACUGUCUUGUUUUGUGGACCGCUCAGAAGAGUUCUGUUGUGGUUGCUGCACGGAAGGAGUCUCACUGCACGCGGAAAACCACCACAGUCGGCCUACAACAAUGGGAAUGAGGGAUUUUAAAAGAGCAGUAAGUCGUGAAAUGAACGACUCUAUCAACAAUGUUGAUCCAGCCUUCAAACUUGUUCCCAAAAAUGCAACAGCAUUCCUCAUAUGGAGGGUUGAGAACCUAGCAAUCGUUCCAGUUCCUAAAGAUCAAUAUGGAACAUUUUUCGAAGGUGACUCGUACAUCAUCUAUGCUGCCUCAGCGCCGGGUCAAUUCGUUGGCCCAGGGAUCAAAAGUGUGGAUGUUGCUGGCCCCCUGGAGACGCACAUCCACUUCUGGCUGGGCGAGGCGACGAGCCAGGACGAGUCAGCUGUGGCCGCCUACAAGACAGUGGAGCUGGACGACUACCUUGCCGGGUCACCCGUCCAACACAGGGAGGUGCAAGGCAGCGAGUCGCCUCGCUUCAAGUCCUAUUUCGCCAAUGGAAUUAGACUGUUGAAAGGUGGCGUGAGCUCAGGCCUUUACCACGUCACGGCCACGUUCGAGCCGCGCCUGUUCCGCGUAAAAGGCCGCCGCACUCCGCUGGUGCGCCAAAUGCCCGCUAUUGAUUGGGCGCACUUCAACCACGGCGACGUCUUCAUCAUCGACACCAGUGACGUCAUCUUCGUCUGGAUCGGCAGCCACGCUAACAGCAUGGAGAAGCUGCUUGCCACUAAGGUGGCCGUGCAACUGCGCGACGAACACCACGCGGUGUCCAUAGUGUUUGUGGACGACGGCGCCGAGACGCAGUUGCCCGACUCGGAGCGCCUGCUGCUAGGCGUCUACCUGGACCUUAGUGCAGCGGCGCGCAGUCGCGUGGCCAGAGCGGUCGCAGCCGGCGACGACUGCGGCUCAGAGCGGUUUGCGCGCGCCGCGCUGCGACUGUAUCGUUGCAGCGACGAGGACGGCACCUACAAGGUGGUCGAGAUCAAGUCGGGCCCGCUCUACCACUCCGACUUGAACUCCAAUGACUCGUUCAUAAUCGACAAUGGCGCCCUAGGCAUCUGGGUGUGGGUGGGCAGGAAGGCGUCGCCCAAGGAGCGUGUAGAGGCGAUGCGGAAUGCAACCGGCUUUGUGAAGAAGAAGCAGUACCCCAACCACACCCCUGUCAGCCGCGUGGUCGAGCAUGCGGAGCCCACUGAGUUCAAAGCCCUCUUCCUCAACUGGCAAGACAAGGACACACCUGCCAAACCCCUCUUCAAUCGCACUAAUUCUGUGAACAACAACAAACCGAAGCCAGUUGCAACGAAACUAGACGCCGCCUCCCUGCAUGCCACGCCCAGUCUGGCAGCCGAGACGCAAUUGGUGGACGACGGCAGCGGUCAGCUGCAGGUGUGGCGUGUGCACCAAUCACAGCUUGUGGCCACGCCUCCUUCACAGCAUGGCGUCUUCUACGGCGGCGACUGCUAUCUCGUACACUACACCUACUCGGCGGUUAGCCGUCAGUCGCAUGUUCUCUACUAUUGGCUGGGUCUCCACUCUUCGGUGACAGAGCAGACGGCGCUGGCGCUCCACACAGUGGCCGAGGACGAGAAGCUAGCAGGCGUCGCAACGCAGGUGCGCGUCGUACAAGGCAAGGAGCCUCCACACUUCCUCGCCAUAUUCAAGGGACGCAUGAUCACUCUGCUUGGCGAUCACAGUGACACGUUCCCCGCCAAAUACCUACUGCAAGUGCAGGGAAACCGGAUGCACAAUGCAAGAGCCGUUCAGGUGCCUUUUAGGAUGUCAUCGUUGAACUCCAACGACGUAUUUGUGAUGGUGAAUGGUUCCAGCUGUUAUAUUUGGUGUGGUAAGGGCUCCACGGGCGAUGAGAGGGAAAUGGCCAAGAGUGUAGCUCUAAAAAUCAGUGGACCGGAGUUUGUCGUCGUGUAUGAAGGGCAGGAAAAAGAAGACUUCUGGAGUACAAUAGGCAACAAAGAGCCAUAUGCAAACGACAAAAGACUGGCAGAGCCAAGCAAUCCUGUUCCAGCGCGCCUAUUUCACUGUUCCAAUGCUAGUGGAUCAUUCAAAGUGGAAGAAGUUUUGAAUUUCCAUCAAAUCGAUCUAGUGCCUGAAGAUGUGAUGUUGCUUGAUGCAUGGAAUUCUAUAUUCAUUUGGGUCGGUUACAAAUCUAACAAAGAGGAAAGGACCGGCGCUAUUCAAUUAGCCUUCGACUAUCUACGAACAGACCCGAACGGUAGAGACGAAAAAACACCAAUUAUUCAAUUAAAACAAGGACAUGAACCACCAAAUUUCACAGGAUUUUUUGGAUCCUGGGAUUCUGAGCUAUGGAAAAGCGACAAAACGUUUGAAGAAGUGCGACAGGAAUUGGAGGGCCAAAAGCCGGUGCUGCAGGUGGAGUUGAAGAUGACUAAUGGCGUACACGAUUUCGACGAAUGUAAAAAGUACCCGAUUCAAGAUCUGCUACCGAAGGAUCCAGAGAAACUGCCUGAUGGUGUCGACCCGCUCCACAAAGAGCUACACCUUUCUCAUCCAGACUUUGUAACGGCGUUUGGCAUGAAGUAUGAAGACUUCGCUCAGCUUCCAAAAUGGAGACAAGAAAAUCUAAAGAAAGCCGCCGGACUUUUCUAGUGUUUUCAUAAUUUAAAAAAACCGUUUAAACACCUACCACGAAAACUAACAUUAGUAUAAAUCUAAACUGUACAUCUGUAAGUAAAUCUUGUAUAUAGUGUAAAAACUAUAGGGUAAUUAUUAAAUUAGAAUAAUUUUUAUUUUAUAUAUAUAAUAUUGACGUUAUCUGAUUGUAUCUGAAAGUGAUAUAUUUUAUCAGUAAGAGAAGUUAUCAAUAAAAUAACUAAAAUGU